CACAUAUAGUAGUUUGAUAAUUACAUACGACGCAGUAUCUGUAGACAAAUACUCAAAUAUUUCCCGACGGUCACUGUAAAUGUUUGGGAGGUAAUGCCAACCUCCCCCCCUGACCACUCCUCUGAUUUGUUGCCCAUCUUGAAAAACUUUGUUGUAGGCCAAUGACAACAAAUUAUCGCUUGAUUUGAACAUUACUCAUGGACGAAGAUCACACUUAACACUCACGUGCAAGAGGGGCCUCUUUUGUUUUUACUAUCGGGAAAAGAUUUUUCACUCUUAAGAUAAAUAAAAAUUGCUGUUAUAGACAUAGCUGUUGACACGGUAAAAUAUUUCAAUUAAGAUUAAAUGAUACGAAGGAAAUAAGAAAGCUCGAGCAUAAGCUGACGAAGGCCAUUCCAUUGUGCGACCGCGCGACCUUUUAAGAAGACAACUAACAACAGCACAAGUUCUUUGCUGUAAAAGACACUAAGACAUACAUGCAAAAGUCGUUUCUCGCUGAAGAUCCGAAGAAGAAACGUCGACGUGAACGCAAGAAGUGUACUUUAAGAAGUAACUUAAACGUAAAGUUUUGCAAACAAGACAGCAUUUGUCACAAGGCCCUUGGAGAUCUGCAUUGAUUCGACUCGCAGAAUAUCGACACGAACGCAUCUACAGAGAGCAUUCGCACGAAGAUCUUUAGUCUUUGUUACUGAUUGUAAACAGAAAUGGUGUUGCUACGAGUCGUAGAGCUAGCAACUCAGGCAAUCAUUUUUGUCUUUGGAAUAAUAUUCAACAGUAUAGUUCUACGAAACCUCUGGAUAGCUCGACGCUACCGUCGAAGAAUGAAUCAUGGCGGUAUUAAAAGCGAAUGUCUGCACGCUCUCGUUAUGAACCUAACCAUGGCAGAUUUGAUGAUAUUGUUGAUUAGCAUUCCAAUGGAUAUAGUUCCUGAGCAUAUUUCCUGGCCGUAUGGCUUAUUUGCCUGCAAGUUUGUGUCUCCACUUCAAGACGUAUGCCUUACAGCAUCUGCCUUGACCUUCAGUGCCAUCGCUCUGGAGCGUUACUUCGUCUCAAAAGGAAAAGCGCACAAUGAGAGGCGGAGCGCGAUUCUGGCGAUAGCAGUAAUUUGGACGUCAUCAUGUUUGACAAUGGGUUUGCCGAUGGCUUUUUAUAAACAGCUGAUUUCGGAUGAUGAAAUGGUCAUGUGUGACGUCAUUUGGCCAAAUAAAAACGUCGCAAAUUUCUUUCUCGGUUACAUGAUCGUGUUGAUCGGAGGAUGCGCAUUGAUUGGGGCAGUCGUAUACUGCCGUAUCAGACGGAAUCUGUCAAUGGUGCAUAGACAACUUCAGAAAAAAAUCCAAGAUGAAAAUGCAGAGGAAAUAAGCAACGACUCAGUGGCUGAGCAAGCUCUUGCUUUGUCUAAUUUGAUGGCUAUUCUCAUCUCGGUCUACGUGUUGUGCGCUUUACCAUUUCCAGUGUUCGUCUUGCUCGUCGAAACGGGUGUAUUGAUUGAUUAUAAGUACAUCUACACGAUUUAUCUGUUUACAUCGUGUUUAUUGUACGGAAAUUGCCUCGCCAAUCCGCUGAUCCUUAUGUUCAUGAGUAGAGAUGCAAGAUUGACGUUCCUCGUCAAAGAAUCGCCAACAAAAAGAAAAACGGAACACGUAUCUUUGGAGAUUCUUCAACGGAAUUUAGCCAACGAUGCGUUUUAGAAGCAUAACAUUAGAUUUUCUUGAUGCCGCUUAACCAUUUAAAGAAAAGCGCUAAGAGUGCGCGGUAAUACAUAGAACUUUAUAAAAACAAUAAUUUCAGUAACUUACUUACUCAGAGGGAUAAACGAAUGUCGAAAUACGAAAAUACUCUGUUACAUAAACCAUAUAUUCAUUUGUUCGUAGAAAUUACGGAGAGAAAUAGAGAAUAUCUAUUAGAGAAUACAGAAUAAAUAGAGAACUCGUGUUCA
Molecule: messenger RNA, 1939 nt
Organism: Xenia sp. Carnegie-2017
Lineage: Eukaryota; Metazoa; Cnidaria; Anthozoa; Malacalcyonacea; Xeniidae
Product: galanin receptor 2b-like
Exons: 4
Coding region: 705-1691 (328 amino acids)
Biological process (GO): G protein-coupled receptor signaling pathway
Cellular component (GO): membrane
Molecular function (GO): peptide binding; G protein-coupled receptor activity
Source: RefSeq, a predicted model, not a curated record